CUGACGCCUUCAGCAACCAGUACGACAUCUGUGAGGUGCUCGGUCUCCUUCAUCUUCCUCAGCUGCUCAAGCAGCACUGUCCCAUGUUUGGCGAUAAAAUCCAUUUUUGUUACGGUAAAAAUACUUAAGCAAGGUGGCUUCACUGGGGAAAAAACAUAUCAUUGGAUCUUUACUGUGUGGUUUGUGAAGGCGAUGAUAGUAAAAUUUGAUUUUUAUCUUUGAGACUCACAUUUUAUCAACUUUUAUUAUAUAUUCUCAAGGGACUGUAGAAAUAAAAUUGGUUAUAACUUACAAUAGUCAGUACACAUCUUUGAUUUUCCUGUCUGAAUAUCUGGCAUCAUAAGAUUGUGUAAUUGGUGUGGAUAUCUAGUGUGAGUUUUAACACCGCUCUACAGGUUAAAUCCUGUUUUACUCCUCCAUGAUUCCAUGAUUAUUGGAACUGGUGGAUGUUAGACACGUUACAAUAUACCUUCCUUCCUUACGCUUGAGGAUAUAUUUGUCCACUCCAUCACUUUCACCUCUAGCUUCCUCAGCAAGGAACUUGUCAUCUUGGAGGUAUGUUUGGGAUUCUUAUCUUGUUGAAAAAUUGUCAUGCGGCCUAGAUUACAUAAUGGAAUUCAUGAUUUGCUCAGUGAACGGAAACACACCAGUGCUGUACCAUUACUCUUGCUACUUGCUUGUGUUGCAUUGACAUUAAUGGUUGUGCGUUGACCCAUUUUCAGUGGUUAGUAAAUCUGCCGUUCAGGCUAUACACCAACUACUCUAAAGCAUGUCCAUGUUUAAUUUCUAAAAUGCGGUCCCUUGAGAAGAUAUGCUGUAAAAAUAUUGUUGCUUAAAUGUGAAAGUUUUGUUAGAGAUUUUAACUGGUUUCUAUGCAUUACAUAUUUGCAGAGCAACACUAUCAAUACCACCCCAGAACUGUUCAGUUAGCUUUGAAAAAAAAAAAGAAAGUUUCUUACCAAACUCAUCAGCUUCUCUCGCUUGCUUCCAUCUAAAAGGAACAUUAAAUAUUCUUGUUUUUAAUCAGACCACAUGUAGUUUUGUCGUCAUUUGGGAGGCGGUCUGAGUCACUGAAGUGGACAAAGAUAUGUAACCCCCCUGAGCUACUGACCCAAAAAUAGACCUGUGUUUUGGUGACAAACAUACAGUGAGGGUUGGAGUGCCAAAGGGGGGGAAUAGCUUUUUUUAAGCAUUUGUCAAAAAAAUUAUAUUUGUUAUGAAACUAGCAAACAUUAUUUAUGAAAUAACCACCUUAAUGUGAGUUGUUUGUAUCCCAUGCACACAGCUUUGGAAUGACUAUAAUGACCGGCUCUCUGUUAGGACUCAGAUUUCAUGAGUGCAUUUUAUUAAAGAGCCAGUACACACAGUAUGCCCACAUGUUUACCAAAACAGAGCUUGCAUUCAUUUUUUCGAACAGAUUGGAACAUGUAAUGAGGUUUUGAGUCGCGUGCUGCAUGUUGUUGGACACCAUAUGCCAUCUAUUAAUACUUGACCACAGCGGUUUGAACCUGAAGAUGACAUUGCACGGCUCAUUAGUCUUACUUUUGCUUUUGAAUGGAAAACAAGCAGGAUGCAUAAACACCUGUCAAACAACCAUUAAAACCCAACUCGAGUUAAUUUUUCUCUUUUUUGGACCAUAAUUACAUGCUUUGUUUAUUAUUAUCGUGUCACUGUGAUUACUAGUCUAACUGUUCUGCCUACAACAUCCUAUUCAGGGUUAACCAUUAGGCAUGCUGAUAUACAUACACCAAUAACGAUCCAAUUUUCAGUUGACACAUUAGAAGUAUAAAGGAACGCUUACAACUAUCUUGUAAAUACGGCAUAAUGGACUCAAGGUACAGACAUGGCAAAUACAGUAUUGACAGGGAAGUACUGGAUGAGCAGAGACUGGAGGAGUUAACACAAAGAAAACCAUGUGCUGACACUCAACUGUCUGUGGUUAACCAACUAAAAGAUUCCAUGAGGUGUACUCUACCCAGACUGAAAAGAGGUGUGUUGAGCACCUUUCCAGUGUUGUAUUGGCUGCCCAAAUACUCAAUUUGGGAUUAUGGCAUGCCAGAUCUCAUCUCUGGUAUUAGUGUGGGAAUAAUGCAUCUACCACAAGGUAUGGCAUAUGCAUUAUUGGCUUCCCUGCCUCCUGUGUUUGGCCUCUACACUUCCCUCUACCCAGCUCUAGUUUAUUUCUUUUUCGGAACGUCACGUCAUAUUUCCAUAGGUACAUUUGCUGUGCUCAGCAUCAUGGUAGGCAGUGUGACAGAGAGACUUGCUCCAGAUAUUGCUUUCCUUCAAAUGAAUGGGACAAAUAUCACUAUAGAGGUAGACAUAUCUGCACGGGACUCAUACAGGCUGCAGGUUGCGGCUGCUACUACUGUUUUAGCAGGACUUAUUCAGGUUGUGCUGGGUUUUGUCAAGUUUGGUUUUGUGGGAACAUACUUCUCUGAACCGCUGGUGCGGGCAUACACAACAGCUGCCGCAGCCCAUGCAGUGGCAUCUCAGCUAAAAUACAUCUUUGGAGUGUCGCCAACACGCUUUAAUGGGCCCCUUUCGCUUGUGUAUACCUUAAAGGAUGUUUGCCUCUUGCUGCCACAGACCCAUCUCCCCACGCUGGCCGUCAGUGCCGUGUCCAUGGCUUUUCUGAUUGCGGCAAAAGAGCUCAACUCUUUUCUGAGCCCAAAGCUGUCAGUUCCCAUCCCAGUGGAGCUCAUCACAAUUGUGGCAGCAACUUUGAUAUCAAACUAUGGUCACUUGAACAGUAACUACACGGUCCCAGUUGUAGGGGAAAUUCCAAAUGGCCUGAGUGCACCCGGAGUGCCAGACGUCAGCCUUUUUAGUGAAGUUAUUGGUGAUGCGUUUGCACUGGCUCUCGUUGCCUAUGCCAUAUCCAUUUCACUCGGAAAAACAUUUGCACUCAAGCACGGAUACACAGUGGACAGCAAUCAGGAACUGGUGGCCCUCGGUCUUAGCAAUACCGUGGGGGGCUUCUUCCAGUGCUACGCUGUAUGUGCCUCCAUGUCUCGGAGUCUUAUUCAGGAGAGCACUGGUGGGAAAACACAAAUGGCAGGAAUAGCAUCAGCUGCAAUUGUGUUGGUAACGAUAUUGAAACUUGGCCCCCUUUUCCAGGAGCUUCCAAAGGCUGUCUUGGCAUCUAUUGUCUUUGUAAAUCUGAAAGGAAUGUUCAAACAGUACUCGGAUGUUGUUACUCUCUGGAGGAGCAACAAAACCGAUUUGGUGUUGUGGCUGGUCACAUGGGUAUCCACUCUGCUCUUUAAUCUGGAUCUGGGCCUUGCAGCAUCCCUCAUGUUUGCUUUGCUUACUGUGAUUUUUAGGACACAGUUGCCAACAUACUCUAUCCUGGGAAACGUUGACGGUUCAGAGUUGUAUGUGGAUAUAGAGACACAUAUAGGGGCAAGAGAAAUUCCAGGUGUUAUGAUAUUCCGCUCAUCUGCUACGGUAUAUUUUGCUAAUGCCGAGCUCUACCUAGGGGCCUUGAAAGAAAAGAGUGGGCUAAACAUCGGUAAAAUGAUUAUCUAUAAGAGGAGACAGGAGGCCAAAGAGAAACGAAGACAAAAGAGAGCAGAAAGACGGGCAAAGAGACAAGCCAAGAGAGAGAGAUGUGCUGAGCAAGCAGCAGUUUUCUCUGUGGAGGAAGAAGCCAAGACGAGAGAGCGCACAGAAAAGGAUGAACAGAACUGGGCCGAGCGAGAAAAUGGCACAGUGUUUGUAAAACCCACUACAUUAGACGAUCAGUGUAGAUGGGAAUAUUUGAAAGGAAUAGAGCCAGACAGCACCAGUUUAGGGUGGAUGUCCGUGCAGAUGGACGGGGACGCCACCACUCUGGGCUCCAGCAGUGAAGACACACUGAGUCGGGACCUGGAGCGAAUAUCGCUCGGGUCUCUGGGUAAAUGGUCCUGGGACAUCCACUCCAUAAUUCUUGACCUUUCCACGGCUAAUUUCAUCGACACUGUGGCCAUCAAGACCAUGAAAAAUAUUUUUCAAGACUUCAGUGAGAUCGAUGUUGAUGUCUACCUGGCAAGUUGUCAGGCUUCUGUGGUCCAACAACUAGAGCUUGGCCACUUUUUCUCAGAGUCUAUAACAAAGAGGCAUCUCUUUGCAUCUGUGCAUGACGCAGUACUCUUCUGUCUGGACCAUCGUGGAGCAUCGUUAUUCGGCAGAUACGAGCGAUCCCUGGAUAUGGACGGAAGCACCAAACUUUAGGACGAGCAGAAGAUGGAAAAGACCUCCUGAUAUCUUAUGCAACAUUUAGUGCAAGUAUUUGCACAUUUAUUAAACUAAUGCAUACAUCCAUGCGCUUUGAUAAUGUCACUGAUAAAUUCCAAACAAGACGCAGAAGGUUGAUUGAACUUUAUUACAUGUGGGAAAUAAGGGAACGUUAUUAAAGAAAACAUGUCUAAAAUAGAACAUCUCAAUACCUACUGUAGUGUACUACAAUCAAAAAAUAAAGGAUUCAAGGAGCGACGACAAGGCAACAUGCGUCACACUGACGGUGUGUCAUUUUUUUUUUUUUUUUGGUCAUUGAAGCAAUAAGUUAUACUAAAAUUAUUUAAUUAGCAACCUCAUUUAAGUGCAAUUUUCAAAGCUAGUAUUGCUACUUCAUGCAAAAUGACUUAUUUGUAUUUUUUGGCGCUCCUUUGGGUGAUUUUUUUUUUAGUGCAACAUUCUUAAACUGUACAAGGUAGAUUAAUCAAAUCACAGGAUAAAAAUGCCCAAGCAAAAUUUGACAAAAGUGCCUCAGAAGUUGCAUAUAAACCCACUGUGACCUCAUUCCCUGAACAAAUGGUGCCUGCUGCUACACAGGGGGGUCCCAAAUGUAUUGUGCGUGGGAGGGGGGGUGAUGUGCUACAACUCUUGAUGGAUGUCGAAAUGCAAUGUUAGGCCAUCCUCAUCCUCUGGCUGUUGGGACACCAGAUGUUGGUAGCGAGCCUGGCGCUGGUAAUCAGGAUCAAUGUUGAUCCAUUUAUUGGCGACCCACUUUGUGCCUUGGGUGACCACGCAUCCCCCGUGCAGAGCAUACUCAUCCUGCUCUCCGACCCAUCCUGGAAAAAACAAUUUUGCACUUUUGGUUGUAGAUCCAUAGGCUCACUUGCCAAAUCUUUAGGCACACCAGUACACAGCUUAAAUGUCAGUGUUGACAUGUUUGUACUUUUCACACAAUGAGAUGUGUUUCUAUAGACAAUCAUCAUAAUAAUAAUAGUAACAAAUAGGUGUGUCCCGAUUGACUGGAUCAGCACAAAGCAUACAUACCUGUAUUAUUAUGGUGUUGAAUGAUAGAAAGGGUUUGAUCAAGUAAAAUGAUUCAAACAAUAACAAUGGUAAGAAUGAAAAACAUUAACCUAUUUAGUAUUACCCAUCUUGAAUGGUAUUGUAUGCUUUUUAAGUAAAGGUGGUGUGGUAAUUCUGUUUGGAUGACACCAAAUGGUCACACUAAUUAGGUUAAGCACACCAAGUUAAAAGAUGCAGACACGUUUGUUACUGGAUACUUCCUAAUACAGUUCUGCCUUGGAUACUUUGUAUGUGUAACUAAUAUGCAACUAUGAUUAUUUGAUACUUGUUUAUAUUGACAAAUGUGCUGUUUUUGAAGGACACUUAUUACCUAUUUCUAGCUUGUGUGCUUAGCUCUCCCGUCCAAAGGCAAAACCCAGUAACUCAAUUUUGGUCAAAACUGAGCUGAUAAUAAUUUUGGAGUUCCUAGUUGAUAUGCUUUACAUUAGUGUAUGUGAUAUUGUAAUUUGUUCCGUAAGUAAGCUGUUACGCGCAUGGCAGGACUUAGUACCACAUAACCGCGUAGAUACAACAGAAAAACCUAGUAUCUCAAGGGACCAAUCGGAACUUCUUUGUCAGUCGCCUUAUUGUCCUUAAUGAAACAUUUGCACGAAUGGAGGCCAACGGUCAACCUGAUUAUGUGAUAUUAUGGCACGAGGGGAUAUUUGGAAGAUUGGCCCAGGACGUUGCAAGCACCUUCAUUAAAUGUAUUGUUCUUGAUCCUUCCCCUUGCAUACUCUUUUGGGCAGAUAACUGUGGAGGUCCAAAUAAAAACUGAACGCUGUACACGGCUCUUGCCCAAUGUGCAAACGCAGAAUGGGGCCCACCCGAGAUUGUGAUAAAAUAUCUGGAGAAAGGGCACACGUUCAUGAGAGCAGAUUCAAUCCAUGGCUCAAUCGGCAAGAAGAUGUAAGCUCAAGAAAACAUCUAUACGUUUGAUGACUUUGUUGAUCUUUGUAAGACAGCAUCAAGAUAGAUUGGUUUUCCUUUUUUUUCUCAAAAUCAGCUAGAAGUGAGUUACUAGGUUUUGCCUUUGGACGGGUGAGCUGUUGUGUAGCUGCUAGAUCCUACAGCAUACUGUUUACCUUUUGUAAAUGACAAGACUAAAACAGAAGAAACGACCAACCAUGUGUGCUUCUUGGAGGACAUUUAGAUGUUAACUGGCUGUCCAGCUUUGUACAAGUGAACACGUGGAGAUUUUAAAUGCAAGUCAAUAUAAUCUGAUACAAAUAUUGGAUCAAGACACCCCUAGAAAACAUAUUAUAUAGUAAUAUUUUUACACUUUAAAAAAUCCAAUCCACUAGAAAUACUUCAACCUGAAAUAUGUUUAUCAAAUACUAAUUACAUUUUGGGGAAUUUUACAAACCAUUUCAGGAGCAAAGCAAUCUUUGAGUAAAACGCUAAAUUUGGGAAAUGGUAGUGCAUCCUUUUAAUACUGAAAAGAACAUGACACUUUUAAGUCAGUAGUCCAGUUGAAAACUAAAUAUAAAUGAUUGUAUUAGUUUGUUAAGAUCCA
This is a messenger RNA of Nerophis ophidion (straightnose pipefish), 6796 nucleotides long. It is a transcript of the gene slc26a6l1, whose product is annotated as solute carrier family 26 member 6, like. Gene Ontology annotation, molecular function: chloride transmembrane transporter activity; bicarbonate transmembrane transporter activity; oxalate transmembrane transporter activity. The transcript is spliced from 19 exons. Gene Ontology annotation, cellular component: membrane. Gene Ontology annotation, biological process: transmembrane transport. Lineage: Eukaryota; Metazoa; Chordata; Actinopteri; Syngnathiformes; Syngnathidae. Bases 1825 to 4215 code for a protein of 796 amino acids. The record is from RefSeq and is a predicted model, not a curated record.